This is a messenger RNA of Arabis nemorensis, 1476 nucleotides long. Lineage: Eukaryota; Viridiplantae; Streptophyta; Magnoliopsida; Brassicales; Brassicaceae. The record is from the annotation of a GenBank genome assembly.
AUGGAUCUCAGGCGGAGACAAUGCUCUUUGUCGGCGAUUUUUCUGUCGGCGGCGGCGGUCGUGGUGUUACUGAUUCAGCCGCAGUUAUCGGCGGCGGAAUCUCCGGAGAAUUUAGUAUUUAAAGUUCGAAGCAAGUUCGCCGGAAAAAGAGAAAAAGAUCUCGGAGCCCUCAAAGCUCACGACGCUCACCGUCACUCUAGGCUUCUCUCCGACAUCGAUCUUCCUCUCGGCGGCGAUAGCCAGCCUGAGUCUAUUGGUUUAUACUUCACUAAAAUCGGACUUGGAACUCCAUCAAGAGAUUAUCAUGUCCAAGUUGAUACAGGAAGUGAUAUCUUAUGGGUGAAUUGUGCUGGUUGCGUCAGUUGUCCUAGGAAAAGUGAUUUGGUAGAGCUAUCACCUUAUGAUGCUGAUGCUUCAUCAACUGCAAAAUCUGUUUCGUGUAGUGACAACUUUUGCUCUUACGUUAACCAAAGAUCUGAGUGUCACUCAGGUUCCACUUGCCAAUAUGUUAUUCUCUAUGGAGAUGAAAGUUCCACUAGUGGAUACUUAGUGAGAGAUGUUGUACAUUUGGAUUUAGUUACUGGAAAUCGUCAAACCGGUUCCUUCAACGGAACUAUUAUAUUCGGGUGUGGAUCUAAACAGUCUGGUCAGCUUGGUGAAUCAGUAUCUGCAGUUGAUGGGAUAAUGGGAUUUGGACAGUCGAAUUCAUCGUUUAUAUCUCAGUUAGCUUCACAAAGAAAGGUUAAAAGGUCUUUUGCACAUUGUUUGGAUAAUAACAAUGGAGGUGGUAUAUUCACUAUUGGAGAAGUCGUGUCACCGAAAGUGAAGACUACUCCAAUGCUCUCUACAUCAUCUCACUAUAGUGUUAACCUCAAUUCAAUUCAAGUUGGUAAUUCAGUUUUAAAACUUUCUUCGGGAGCGUUUGAUUCGGGAGAUGACAAAGGAGUCAUUGUCGAUAGUGGUACUACUCUGGUGUAUCUUCCUGAUGCUGUUUUUAAGGCGUUAAUGAGUGAGAUUUUGGAUUCACAUGCAGAGCUUACUUUGCAUUCAGUUCAAGAGUCGUUUAUCUGUUUCCAUUAUACCGAUAAGUUAGAUCGGUUCCCUCCUGUCACAUUUCAGUUCGACAAGUCUGCUUCCCUGACGGUGUCUCCUCGGGAAUAUUUAUUUGAACUUCAAGAAAACAGAUGGUGUUUUGGCUGGCAAAAUGGUGGGUUGAAGACUAAAGAAGGAGGAGCAUUGACAAUUCUUGGAGAUAUGGCACUUUCUAACAAGUUGGUUGUCUACGAUAUCGAAAACCAAGUCAUUGGAUGGACCAACCACAACUGCUCAGGAGGAAUUCAAGUGAAGGAUGAAGAAAGUGGAGCAAUCUACACAGUUGGUGCUCACAAUCUCUCAUGGUCUUCUUCUAUAUCUGUUACCAAACUUCUUACACUUGUUUCUCUCUUAAUUCAUCUCUUCUGUAACAUUGCUUUAUAG